Gymnogyps californianus (California condor) is the source of this 1106-nucleotide messenger RNA. It is a transcript of the gene MCHR2, whose product is annotated as melanin concentrating hormone receptor 2. The record is from RefSeq and is a predicted model, not a curated record. Gene Ontology annotation, cellular component: neuron projection; membrane. Gene Ontology annotation, molecular function: neuropeptide binding; G protein-coupled receptor activity. Gene Ontology annotation, biological process: neuropeptide signaling pathway. NCBI's taxonomy places the organism in Eukaryota, Metazoa, Chordata, Aves, Accipitriformes, Cathartidae.
AUGGGCACAGCAGCAGGCUGUGUGUUGGGUGUAACACGCCGUUCCCUCGUGUUCCGCCGAAGAUAUUGCUUGACAAAGCGGCAGGUCCGGUUUCAGAAGUGGAUGGGAGCAGAGCGACAAGGCUACAGUUACCAGGUGAUCGGUGCUGCAGAGACAAUCAUCCUUCCCUCUCUGAUUGGGAUUAUCUGUUCAACAGGCUUAGCUGGAAAUAUCCUUAUUGUGUUCACAAUAAUAAGAACCUGGAAGAAAACUAUCCCAGAUAUCUGCAUCUGCAAUCUGACUAUAGCAGAUUUGGUUCAUAUCAUUAGCACGCCCUUUCUCAUUCACCAGUGGGCACGUGGAGGUGAGUAGGUUUUUGGCAGUCCUCUUUGCGCCAUCAUUACCUCCCUGGACACAUGCAACCAGUUUACAUGCAGUGCCAUUAUGAUCACAAUGAGUUUGGACAGGUACCUCGUGUUUGUCCAGCCAUUUCACCUAACCCACCUGAGAACAAGAUCAAAGACAACCCGAGUCAAUUUACGUUUAUGGGUGACAUCACUUAUUCUUAUGUUCCCUGUGUGGGUCUACUCAAAAGUAAUAAAGUUCAAAGACGGUUUGGAAAGUUGUGCUUUUGAUCUAACCUCACCUGAUGAUGUUCUCUGGUAUACAUUUUAUCUUACUAUAACAACUUUCUUUUUUCCUUUACCACUGAUAUUUAUUUGUUAUAUUUUAAUUUUACAUUACACGUGGGAGAUGUAUCAGCAAAACAAGAAAGCAGGAAGUUACACCACCAGUAUCCCCAGCAGAGUCAUGAGGCUCACUGAGAUGGCGCUUGCUCUGGUCAGCGUGUUUGUGGUGAGCGCUGCCCCUUUCCAUGUGAUCCAGCUCAUGAAUCUUCAGGUUUCUCAGCCGACCCUGACCUUCUACGUGAGCUACUACAUCUCCCUCUGCCUCAGCUACCCCAGCAGCAGCAUUAAUCCCUUUCUCUACACCCUGCUUAGUGGGAACUUCCAGAAGCAUCUCCGGUGGUGCACAAACGUGGAAGUCAGGAUGGCAGAACGGGAUGUCAAUGUCAUCGAAAACACCUUCAAGUCAAGUUUUUGAAAGGAGGGUCUUCUCCCAAGAAA